Molecule: messenger RNA, 2380 nt
Organism: Hypoxylon fragiforme
Lineage: Eukaryota; Fungi; Ascomycota; Sordariomycetes; Xylariales; Hypoxylaceae
Exons: 3
Coding region: 164-1906 (580 amino acids)
Source: RefSeq, a predicted model, not a curated record
GGUGUGUGCUUCAGGUAGCCAGGCCAAAGCACAAAAUAUAGUCCUAGAAGAACCCCUUUAUAUAUCUCAACAGACGGAAAGAGAUAUCAUCGUCUUAGAGCUACUUCCCGAAGAUAUCACAUCAACCUUCCCUUGGUAUUCCAGUUCGAAUACAGAGGUCUUCAUGUCCUCGACACAGACCAAUCCGGCCUCGCAAAAUAUACCUCCAUCAAAUCCCUCUAACAACACACACUCUAGAUCGCGGUCUGAGAAAGGGGACGCGGUGGCUUCCAACCCGGCAGGGACUGAGCACCCUUCAACUGCCUCCGAAAAGUGCUUAGAUGCGACCAAUGAUGUGAGAGAAAUCAUAAGGCUCGUGCAGUGUGAGGUGUGCUCCCGAGUUCUCGAGGAGCCAACUACACUGCCAUGUGGACAUAGUCUUUGCAAGCAAUGCGUGCCUCAGACGCAUGUUCGAACCAACAUCUCCUAUCCUGCCACAGCUAAUCGACGUCAUGGGUUCAAAUGUCCGUUUGAGGACUGCAAAAAAGAGCAUGCCGUCCAAGAUUGCGCUCUUGAUGUCACAUUGAAUAAGGCGUUGGCCAUAUUUAAAUCCACCAUCGAGACAGACCGAAAUAGAGUAGACCUUUCCAAAUUCCUAACGCAAAUUACAGUUCACGAUAAAUGGGAAGUCGCCGGUGUUCCGUCACUCACCAAGAAGGUGUCUGGGCCCAGCUUGUUAAAAGGGGGCCGCAUCGUCGCAACCUACACACUGGUCGAGCUUGGCAGAUUAGAUUAUGGCUGCGAGGUGUCCUAUGCUUCCUUUGGCGUGGGAGAGGACGAGGUCGAGCAGAUCGAUACGGCCGUGUUAAAUCGGAUAAAGGAAUCGACGAGGACAGAAAUGGAUUGUCAGGUCUGUUAUGCAUUAUUCUUGGAUCCUUUAACGACGACUUGUGGGCACACUUUCUGUAGAAGCUGUCUCCAUCGUAUCCUAGACCACUCAGAUCUUUGUCCACUUUGUAGGCGCCCUAUGUCAGUACAGGCCCAGGUUAACCGGCAGUCCUACCCCUCGAACCAGCGGCUUUGUAAGACGAUCAAUGCAUUCUGGGCAGACCUCGUCGCACUCCGGUCCCAAGCGUAUAGGUUGGAGCAACAAGCUAACAAUGGCGGGUAUGAUAUCGCGCUCUUCGUCUGCACGUUGGCUUUUCCCCGUAUGCCCACCUUCCUCCAUGUUUUUGAACCACGGUACCGCCUGAUGAUUCGACGAGCUAUGGAGGGUGAUCGGACCUUUGGGAUGGUGUUGCCGUCGAGAACACGCGAACCCGGUGCGCCCAACUUUAUGGAACUCGGCACGCUACUUCGUAUCGUAAACAUUGAAUUCUUUCCUGAUGGGCGGAGUCUCUUGGAGACGGUGGGCGUCUCUCGGUUCCGGGUGACUCGUCAUGGCUGGCUAGAUGGGUACGUGGUCGGCAACAUUGAGAAAAUAAACGACAUUAGUGUGGCGGAGGAAGAGUCUAUGGAGGCAUCCGAGACAAUGCGGGCUCGAAGAGAACGGCAUAUAUCCGUGGAAGGGACCCAGAAUUAUACGAGAAACCCCCACGCCGGGUCCCGGCCAGGACCCCUGGUGCUAGAGGAUCUGGAAACCCUGUCAACUCGAGAGCUAGUUGAUAUGGGUGUGGUCUUUGUCAGGAGGAUGCGGCAACAGAGCGUGGCGUGGCUAACGGCCCGAGUCCUCGCUAUCUACGGAGAAUGUCCGACGGACCCGGCGAUAUUCCCUUGGUGGCUGGCUAGCAUAUUGCCGAUCAAAGACGAGGAAAAGCACAAAAUGUUGGGCACUUCGAGCGUACGGGAGCGACUGAAGCUGUGUUGUCGGUGGAUUGUGGAAUGGGAAUCCAGCAGAUGGGUCCUUUCCGAUUGCCUAGUCAUGUGACAGGCGAUUGUAUUUAUAUCCAUCACCAUGGCCAUGUUCGUCAGAUGCUUGCUUGGGCCUCUUUACUAGCAAGCUUACCAACCUAUCUACCUUUUUGAUACUUGAAUGUGUCCAAAGUCGACGAUAUCGAGAUCUACCCGAGUUUGGAUUCUAGACAAAGGGUUGUUAUUGUUUAUGUGCUUUAGCAUGGCAUUUCUUAUCGUGCGGCAGCAUAUGCGAUCGAUGCAAGUUUAGAUAGAUCUGAAGAGUUCAAUGUUUUGUGUCAAUCUUUGUUGUAUGUUGUAUUAUAGGCAUUCAUUCAAAGUCAUAAGCAAGGGGGAUGAUUACGAGAGAACGAUAGAAGUCAUGUAUAUUUGUAUGUUUGUAUGAGUUCGCAUUACGUGAGGAAUAUAUUAUUUCUCUUUGCCUGUGUCUUCUUGUUCGUGCUAGAUUAUAGGUAGAUCAUAGGUAGAUUAUAGAAGCUCUAUAUCUUAG